Messenger RNA from Cutaneotrichosporon oleaginosum, 898 nucleotides. RefSeq lists its product as uncharacterized. NCBI's taxonomy places the organism in Eukaryota, Fungi, Basidiomycota, Tremellomycetes, Trichosporonales, Trichosporonaceae. The record is from RefSeq and is a predicted model, not a curated record. Gene Ontology annotation, molecular function: protein binding.
CAAACAUCUUCCAACCCUCCACCUCAUCUCUCACUCUCUUUGAGUGUCGUCGUAUCCAGCAAUGGUGGACGCCACUUCUGCCACUCUUUCAUCUAACCCAGGUGCUUCAACACCCCUGUCCGCGAAGCAUGGUCGAGGCUCGUCCAGCGUGGACGCGGCUCCUCCCGAGAGCAGAGGGUCAACCACGCCCGCUACCCGGGAGACACCGAGCCUGACACCUUUCGCGCUCGCGUUCCUCGCACUCCCGCACGAGCUUCUGACCCAUAUCCUUCUUUACCUCGCCCCCGACGAUCUCGGUAUCCUUUCUCGCGUCGUUGGCCCACUCGAGGGCGUGGAGCGCGACUCGUACCUCUGGGCUGUUUGGGUACAUCGAACGGCCCCCUCACGUGUAGGCCAUGCUCUGUUCUCUCCUCUACGGCCCGACCCUCUCGAACUAGUGCGACGCGGCACACUUCGCGGCGUGGCGAUCGUCAACGGCGUCCGCGCGGGCGGAUACUGGGCAAGCCCUUCUGCGGUGCGCCUCAGCAUGAUCCACGACAAGCUUUCGCGCCGCAGUCUGCACCGGCAUCUCAGCCUUGCGUUGUAUCUGCGUCCGUCGCGGUCCGCCCUCGUACGAGCUGGCAUCCUCCAUGCCCUGCCGCGUGGCACCUCUGCGACCAUCUCGGCGCGCGCACACGCCCUCGAGCGUGCGCGUGCACGCGAUGCUGCGCGCCAGGCUCUUCGCGCCAUGGGACAGAGGACCUUCGUCGAGGCGCUGAAGCUCGGGAUCUGGAAGGACACGCAGCGUGUGCUGCUCGCACUCUGCCCCAGCAUCAGGGAGCGGCAGCGGUUCUUCGAGGGCUUAGCGCGCGCGUGAGUCAAGCGAGGAGAGUUUUGGGCCAUCUGAAAGAGUUCUCGA